AAAAACUUGUCACAACUUUUGAUCCAAAAAUCACAAAUCCAAAACCGACCAAUGGACACCAACAACAACCAGCAACCACCUCCCUCCGCCGCCGGAAUCCCUCCUCCUCCACCUGGAACCACCAUCUCCGCCGCCGGAGGAGGAGCUUCUUACCACCACCUUCUCCAACAACAACAACAACAGCUCCAACUAUUCUGGACCUACCAACGCCAAGAGAUCGAACAAGUUAACGAUUUCAAAAACCAUCAGCUUCCACUAGCUCGAAUCAAAAAGAUCAUGAAAGCCGAUGAAGAUGUUCGUAUGAUCUCCGCCGAAGCACCGAUUCUCUUCGCCAAAGCUUGUGAGCUUUUCAUUCUCGAGCUCACGAUCAGAUCUUGGCUUCACGCUGAGGAGAAUAAACGUCGUACGCUUCAGAAAAACGAUAUCGCUGCUGCGAUUACUAGGACUGAUAUCUUCGAUUUCCUUGUUGAUAUUGUUCCUAGAGAUGAGAUUAAGGACGAAGCCGCCGUGCUCGGCGGUGGAAUGGUGGUGGCUCCCACAGCGAGCGGUGUGCCUUACUAUUAUCCGCCGAUGGGACAACCAGCUGGUCCUGGAGGGAUGAUGAUUGGGAGACCAGCUAUGGAUCCGAGUGGCGUUUAUGUGCAGCCUCCGUCUCAGGCGUGGCAGAGUGUUUGGCAGACUUCGGCCGGGACUGGAGAUGAUGUCUCUUACGGCAGUGGUGGAAGCACCGGUCUCGACGGCCAAGGGUAAGUUUCAUUUUAUGUGCAAUGUAGAUACAUUGAUUGAUUACAUGAUUAUUUAGGGUUUUAGGAUUUGGAAUGAUAAACAAUCUCUAAGUCUGGUUUGAUUGGGAUAUAAUCAUGUCACCAUUUUCAAUCUCUAGUCCAAGAUUUGAAUCUGCUGAUUUAGGUUCUCUUGCUCUUCUGCUGAAUCUGAAUGGAUCAAUGAACUAUGACUCAUUUA
Messenger RNA from Arabidopsis arenosa, 963 nucleotides. The record is from the annotation of a GenBank genome assembly. NCBI's taxonomy places the organism in Eukaryota, Viridiplantae, Streptophyta, Magnoliopsida, Brassicales, Brassicaceae.